Molecule: messenger RNA, 2944 nt
Organism: Trematomus bernacchii (emerald rockcod)
Lineage: Eukaryota; Metazoa; Chordata; Actinopteri; Perciformes; Nototheniidae
Gene: vamp8
Product: vesicle-associated membrane protein 8 (endobrevin)
Exons: 3
Coding region: 186-554 (122 amino acids)
Biological process (GO): vesicle fusion; vesicle-mediated transport; SNARE complex assembly
Cellular component (GO): SNARE complex; plasma membrane
Molecular function (GO): syntaxin binding; SNAP receptor activity
Source: RefSeq, a predicted model, not a curated record
UUUGAAAGGAGGAAAAAAAAAAGCAACCAGGAAGUCAGGCAGAAGAGGAAACGCUCGCUGUUGUUGGAGCAUAAAACUCUGUAAACAACUAAAAAAAGAGUUGAAUAAAACUUGUAAACAACAACAACUACUUUGAACCAACUUCAUCCACCUUUUGGGGCUCAAUCGGGACUAUUUCCACCAACAUGGACAUUGAUCCGGAGCGAGGAGGAGCCGAGGCGGCGCCCGAGCCCAAAGACAAGGUUCAGAUCCUGAAGGACCAGGUGGACGGGGUGAAAGACAUCAUGACGCAGAACGUGGACCGCAUCCUUGCCCGUGGCGAGAGGCUGGACGACUUGAUGGGGAAAUCUGAGGAUCUCCAGACGGGGGCUCAGCACUUCAAGCAGACGUCGGUGAAAGUGGCUCGUACGUACUGGUGGAAGAACGUGAAGCUGGUGGUGGUCAUCGUGGUGGUCGUGCUCAUCAUCGUGCUCAUCAUCGUCCUCCUCUCCACCGGGGUCAUUCCCACCACCACAAAGCCAAUUACACCCACCCUACCACCCCAUAAGCCAUAAACACACACACACACGCACACACACGCACACACACACACACACACACACACUCUUGCACAAUGUACAUACCAAGUUACAGUAAAACAGAAAAGUAAUAUAUAGACUCAAAGAAGAAUAAUAAUAACUGCUGUCUUGGGGAAACGGUUUCUGCUUCAUGCUCAUUAUGGUAUUUGAAGACCAGUGCUUUUUUCUAGUUUAUUGGUGAUUUAGUUUAUCACAAUUCCAGCCUAUAGUUAAUUUUUUUAAUUUGUGAGAAACUAAAGACAAGUGUCGCCUGACGGCAGCAAAAACAUCUGCCCGAAAAAAGCCAGCUGCUCUUUGUUAACGAUUAUUAUCCUGAAAGAAGUCAAUUUAAAGAGUCCCUAUUAUCUGGGUUUUUAUAUAGGUUUUAGUUCCUCCAUUGGACUCCUUUGUUUACUUCCAGACCAAAAUGACAUCACUAUGCAAGACUCAGGCUCCUAUUGGCUAGCACUCCAAUACAUUUUACAUGAUAGGCUAAGGGGCGGGACAUCUCUAAGUGGUUGACCAAUCACAACAGAGCAGGCAAGCAGUCUAAAUCUGGGCAGAUUAGGGCGCCUUUUAAAGUGGAUUUCUUCAGUCUUUUACCAGACAUUAUUAGUCUUGAAUGUAAUCCCCCUAAAUGCACCUUUACAACGAGAAGUUUGUAUAGUUUAAAAGAUAAAAAUGCAGUUUAAAAAAAACAUGUUUUCUGACAAAUCUGUAAUUUUUAGGUCAGUGGAAAGCUAAAUUGUAUAUUGGAUAUGUAUGUCACCGUCUGUGGGCUUAUUAUUAUUAUUAUUAGUAUUAUUAUUAUUCCUGCUGUCACUUUUCUUCGUAGUCAGACAAUCUAGAAAAGGGAAUCAUGUUAUCAAAUUAUAUUUACAUUUGUAGGAACUUUUGUGCAAUCAGAUACUUGGUGGUGUGUUUGAGGAGAGGUUUGUUAUAUUAAUAAUACAACGUCAACGUCUAAACAACUGUUAUUUUACACAGAAAUCUAAUAAUAUACCUGGGUUGGGUUUCAAAACACUUUAACAUAAUCUGUAAAUAUACAUCAGAGUCUUAUUAGUUCUAGAAAAUACCUUUAUUUAAGAAGUGGGGAAACAUUUGCUAAUGUCAAAAACAUUUAAAAAAACAACCAAAGUUAGAGAAUAUCCAACGUUUGCAAGUUUAAAAAACAACAUUUGAAGUUUCCUGUAGGACUUCUAUCUUAAUACUCGACCAAAUGUAAAAAUAAAAGUCCCAAAUAAUAUAAUAUCACUUAACGUUGUGACUGAUUAUGGUUCAGAGCGUCCAUUUUGUUUGUAAUUGGGGAUUGUUGAGUGUUUCCAGUCGUUAUGCUAAGCUAACAAGGGGCUAGCUGUAGCUUCAUAUCAAACGUACAGACCAACAAAUAACCCAAAGUGAAAGGUAAACCAUCAAACAUUCGUAGAUGUAACUUUGACAGGAGAUGCACAUAUUUCCCUCGAUACUCUUGAUACUCAAUACUACAUUUCAAAAAUAAUUAUUCCAAUUAACAUCUAGUCACUUAGCGCUGCGACUUGGCUGAGGCAGAACUCAAUGGGUUUUGCACAAAUUGAGCAAAUGAGAUAGAAAGCUAUUUUUGAAAUUGUUGUUUGAGUCUUUAAGCUAAGCUAAGCUAACCAGCAACCGGCUGUAGCUUUAUAUUUACCAUACAGACCAACAAACACACACAGAAGGUUUAUUCCUAGUGUUUUCAGACGCUUAUAAUGCAAAUCGGAGCCUAAAACUAAAUAUUAGUGGACGAACGUCAAUUUGCUAUCCUUGAUAUUCAACAUACUUUUUUUUAAAUGACCCCAAUUGGUAAAUAACACACAACAUUUUGAGAUAAAUUAAGUCCUGAUUGUUCCCACACUUCCAUUUUUUGUGCAUCAGGCUCUAACAUUAAUUAAAGAUUAUAACAAUUGGUACAAAGACCCUGUGUGUCCCCCCCCCCCCCUCUUCUACCUGCUGUUGCAGUACCAAGUUAUUCUCUAAAAAUGUCAUAAUAAUGAUAAACUGUAAAUAGUCAGCACAGUCUCUCCUCUUGUGUAUAUUUGCAAAGUGUUAACGAGUUCUUAACGAGGCUGUUUAUUCAACGCGUCAUGUCUUCUUCUUUUUUUCUGAACCUCAAUGAGUCAAUGAAGUGAUUUCUGAUUAGUCAUGUUGAUAAUUGUCUAAAGGAAGCUGUGUAUUUGUGACGCUCUGGGUGAAGGAGUGAUGAUAAUCUUCCUGUUCUCACUCUGCGGUUUGUGAUCACUGUCUGAUUCGACCUGGAAACAGAAGAUGCACCCUGCUCCGCUGACCUGAGACCAGCAGGGUUUUAUCCUAAUGACUUGUGAUGUUUAAUGGUUUUAAUGGUCCUGAAAUAAAUGAAUAGUAUUUACCUCUGA